Molecule: messenger RNA, 774 nt
Organism: Lucilia cuprina (Australian sheep blowfly)
Lineage: Eukaryota; Metazoa; Arthropoda; Insecta; Diptera; Calliphoridae
Product: lectin subunit alpha-like
Exons: 3
Coding region: 33-599 (188 amino acids)
Molecular function (GO): signaling receptor activity
Source: RefSeq, a predicted model, not a curated record
AAUCUCACUAGUUUUCAAUAGUAUUUACAAUAAUGAAGAACAUUAAGGUAUGGAUCAAAUUAGCACUAUUACUUUUAAUACAGUGUGAGUUGAUAGCAAUGGAACCAGUCUGGUAUGAGGCUAGUGAUAGUGUAAAAUAUUUAAUAGAGACUGAGGAAAAGUUUAAUUGGUAUCAAGCCUGGAAUGAAUGUGCUCGUUAUGAUGCCGAACUUAUAGCUAUAGAGAGUGAGGAGCAGAAUCGUGUUAUAAUAAAGUUAUUAAGGGGCCUUAAUGAUAAAACUAAAAACUUAUGGAUUGGUGGAAAUGUGAUUUACGAUAAAAUUUCUUUUCAUUGGGCUAACAAUGAACAAGAGUUCACCUUUUCCAAUUGGUCAUUUGAUGAAUUGGAUAAACUAGCAACUAGAAAGCAAUGUGUUUAUAUAAUGAAACAUCGAAAGAAUAUGCCCUGGAAUAUUGUUAAUUGUGAUGCUAAAGAAUUUGGUUUUAUAUGUAAAGAAAUUAUUACCAGUGGAGUAACUGAAUAUGCAGAAAACUUUAAAGAAAAAGUGGUUUUAAGUGGUCAAAUGUAUAAUGGCAGUAUUUAUGGUUUAAUUGGUUAAAUUAUGCAUAAUAACUGCAGAAAAUAAAUAUUUUUACAAAAAAACUACAUUUAGAUGAAAAACUUUAUAAAAUAAAAAGAAAUAAACAUUUUCACCCCCCUUUUGACCCUGGUCGUUUGACAUAAAAAACAGAAUACUUUUAAAUAAAUAAUACAUUUUGUCUAAAUAAAAAAAA